This is a messenger RNA of Caenorhabditis sp. 36 PRJEB53466, 1131 nucleotides long. NCBI's taxonomy places the organism in Eukaryota, Metazoa, Nematoda, Chromadorea, Rhabditida, Rhabditidae. The record is from the annotation of a GenBank genome assembly.
AUGGCUCCCAAGAUUCCCAAAGUAAGCUUUGCCGUACGCUCUCGUUUGACCAACAAAUUGUCCCGUUCAGGAAGCUCUCGAGACGGCUCGCAUGGUCCAGAAGCAACUGAUCGAAGAAUGGUUUCCGGCCGACUGGAGCACAAUUCUCACCACCAAAACAAUGUUGAUCCUGGCCGACGCAGCCAAGGACAUCUUGCUUUCGAGUCGGCAAAUGUUGGAAGAAGUGUCCGGUCCGGUGAAGAUCUUCGGAGACUUCCAUGGCCAAUUCGAAGAUCUUCGCGCCGUCAUGAAGCUCAUCGGACUGCCCACCGACCCCAACAACUGCUACACGUAAGUGGAAAACGAUAUUAUACUUCUCCACCCGCUGUAUUUCAGCUACGUCUUCAUGGGCGAUUAUGUGGACCGUGGACCGUUCCAACUCGAGGUCGUCGCUCUUCUCUUCUCGUUCUUCAUCACUCACCCUGACCGCAUCGUUCUUCUGCGUGGCAACCAUGAGUGUCGCGCGGUCAAUUUGAUCUAUGGGUUCUACAAGGAAUGCUGCGUGCGGUUCGGGCCAACCGUCUAUUCGGCCUGCCAGACCGCCUUCGACUGCCUGCCCGUCGCUGCACGAGUCAACUUCCGUGUCUUGUGCAUGCACGGUGGGAUUUCGAAAGACAUCCUCCAAUUGGAAAACCUGAACCUCAUCCCCCGGCCGUGCGCUAUCGGGACCAAAGGGCUCCUCUGUGAUCUACUGUGGUCAGACCCGACUGAUCAGGCGCCCGCUGGAACCGACAAGGACAACCAAGGAUACCUCCCGUCGGAAAGGGGCGCAGGACACCUGUUUACCGAACAAGCCGUCACCAAGUUCCUGGCGAGACAUCGGCUGGAGCUCGUCGUCCGCGCGCAUCAAGUUGUGGAUGACGGGUACGAAUUCUUCGCCAACAACCAGCUUGUGACCAUCUUCUCGGCUCCAAUGUACUGCGCCACGUAUGACAACAAGGGCGCAGUCCUCACAAUUGACGAACACGGGGUGAGUCUCCUCUUCAUUUUCGGUUUAUUUCACUCGAAUUAUUGCAGAAUUGUCAAAUCGAGAUAUAUAUUCCGGAGCAGUUCGAGUUCAAUGAAGAUCGUCAGAAGCCCGGCCAACACUAG